This is a messenger RNA of Dendrobium catenatum, 2061 nucleotides long. Its product is annotated as pentatricopeptide repeat-containing protein At2g13600. The transcript is spliced from 3 exons. Gene Ontology annotation, biological process: RNA modification. The record is from RefSeq and is a predicted model, not a curated record. Lineage: Eukaryota; Viridiplantae; Streptophyta; Magnoliopsida; Asparagales; Orchidaceae. Bases 51 to 1439 code for a protein of 462 amino acids. Gene Ontology annotation, molecular function: RNA binding; protein binding.
UCAUGCUAUAAUUUUCUCCGCUCUUUCAGGGAGAGAGAUUGGAUUCUUUGAUGCCCCGCAUCUCAGUGCAGUAUCUUCUUUCAUCUCUUUCUGGCCUCCUCGACCAAUAUUCUUCCUCCAAAAUCCUAGGAGUCUCCUCAGCUCUCCUCGCCCAGCUAACAAAAAUCGGUUUCCUUCACAAGAAUCUGCCUGUCAGCCAUCUCUACUCCGUUUUCUUCGCCGCCGGGGAUGUAACCCCAUGGAACGCCCUCAUCGCUGCUCUGUCACGCCAAGGAUUUCCCGUUAUCGCCAUCCAGGCCUUCUCCGUUAUGCACCGCAUUGCCCUACCCCUCGAAUCAUAUUCUCUCUGCAGCUCACUCUCCGCUGCUUCGUCGCCCCAAGCAAAUGCCCUCAACCUGGGCAAGCAGAUUCACGCUUAUGCCUUGAAGUCAGGAGAGAUGUCCAGCAUUUUCCUGGGUGGUGCCCUUAUCGAUUUCUAUUCCAGAACGGACGAUAUCCAAGGUGCUCACCAGGUGUUUGAUGAAAUUCCUGUUAGAAAUACUGUCUGUUUGAAUGCUCUUUUAAAUGGUUAUGUUGAAAAAAAACUAUGGAUGGAAGGCUUGUCUUUGUUUCGGAUCUUUUAUAGCUUGAGGCUUGAUCCAGAUGAUCGUACCAUUUCUGCUGUUCUCAGAAUUUGUGCAGAAAUGUCUUUUAGUCGGCUAGGAAUGCAAUGCCAUGCCCAUUUAGUUCGUAGGAUUAGUGGUGUGGAGAAAGAUGUAUUUUUGUUAAGUUCCUUAGUUGAGAUGUAUGGGAAGUGUGGCCUUGUAGGCAAAGUUCACUUUGUUUUUAGGAUGUUUGAUCAUGCGGCAGGGGAAGGAAGAAGAGAUGUUGUGCUUUGGACAUCACUGUUGAAUGCCUAUGGCCGGAAUGGGCUGUUUGAUGAAGUAAUCUCAACAUUUGAGGAGAUGUUGGUUGAAGGGACAGAGCCAGAUGAGAUUGUGAUGUUAGCUGUCCUCUCUGCCUGUGCUCGCUCCGGCAAUGUCAUGAAAGGUCUUCUCUACCUUGAAUCAAUGGUGAAAGAAUACAAACUGGCACCGAGGCAUGAACAUUAUAGCUGUGUGGUUGAUUUGCUUUGUCGGGCCGGUGAACUGGGGAAAGCCUGGGAAUUUGUUGAUGAAAUCGCAUCAGAGGAUAGUGGUAAUGGCGGAAUAAUGUUUGCUGUUAGUGCUUGGGGUGCCAUACUAAGUGCUUGCCGUGAUUCUGGAAAUGUCAAGAUUGGCAAGCUUGCUUUUCAGAGGGCUAUUCAGUUGGAUCAGGAUAAUGUUGGAAUGCAUGUAGAGCUCUCAAAUUUGUAUGCCAGAGUUGGUAUGUGGGAUGAGCUUGCAGAACUACGGAAUUUCAUGGUGGAUAAGGGAAUCAAGAAAGAUAUUGGCUUUAGUAGAUUGGAGAUCGGGAACUAGGUUGCUGUAAUGAUGAAGAGGGAUUCUCUUGAAGAGGCUUGCCCCACUUAAAUGUUCAUCCAUGCUCAGGAAGUGUUUACUAGUUUGUGUUGAUUGGUAUAAUUUGGGGUUCUGAUUAGCCUUACUGUUGGAGUUGAUGGGGUAUGAAGCUGAGCUGCAUGGAAAUUAAACUGCAAUAAUAAUUUUUUUCUAUAAAACACAUUUGAUCUUGUUGGGUCCGUCGAAGAUACUAAGACCAUGCCAUAGAUACGGAUCAAGCUCCAAGAGUACUGAUGAUUGAGCAAGAUUGGUAUGCAUAUGGAUGGACGACUACUGGUCUUUAUAUUGGAUCUUUGGAGGUAUAUGGAGUUUAUUUGGAUCUCCGUUUUGCUCUACCUUCUCAUUUCUGCAUCAUAAAUGUCUACGCACUGUCACAUCUCAUUAUCACCUAGCUGAUUACAUCGUCAACUUUCCUUUAAAUGCUUCAUCUACCUUCUCUUCCUGGUAAGUAAUCUGUCUGCAACUUCAUUACUUGGCCAUUAGCAAUUUAACAUUACAGUAUUCAGAGAAAUCGGCAGAGCAGUAGCUUUCAAUCGUCGGUGGUUGAUUUGUCAUGCUACACAACUCUCCUUGGCCUAUUGGU